GCCAUGCUGCUGACACCCUCGCCAUGUGAGCAGGCGUGGCAAGGUCUGUUGACCGCCCAGAUGCCGAUCGGAGGAGGGACAUGGCAAUAGUAUUUCAACCGAGACUCGCCGCACUUUGAUGCGGCAGACGGGCAGAGGUUCUCAACCCGCCCAAUGCCCUCCACCAUGUCUGCUGCAGCCGCUGCACCACCGCCACCAGCGAGGCCAAACACGGCCAGCGAAGGCGGCGACACGCGCUUCUUCGGCUCGCAAAUAGGGGGCAGGUCCGCCAUCAACUACAGCUACACCGACAUGCCGUGGAAGCUCAUGGCCUGGGACGUCUACCACUUCUUCCAGUACCUCUGGGCCAUCCCCUACAUUCUGUGGCCGGUUCGCCCCGCCGACUCGGCCGAGCUCAGCGAGCUGUCGCCCACAUGGGGUAACCUGUUCUCUAUUGCCGUCCAUGUCGUGCUGUGCGUGCUGCAACUCGCCGGCAUUGUGGCACUCCCAUUGCUGUUGGUGUUACCGGUCUGGACCGCGGCAGGACUGGUCGGCCUCUUUAUGCUGCUUAACAAAGCGCUGUGUAUGCUGCUGAACGGCGAGGGAGUCGAGUACCAUUCUGAUCCCGAGUACGCACCGGCACGGCCCGAGCAUGCCCACGAACAGUGGAUCUACAUCAAUGGGGUGGCAGCAGGGGCACAUUGGAUGCAGAGCAAUCUCAACCGUCUGGCCGUCACUUUCAAACGGCCCAUCCUCGGAAUCCACAAUAAGACCUCCGGCAUCCUCUUCGACGUGGUUGAGUGUCUCAUCCAGCGCAACUGGGGCUACGCAACGAACGACGUGAGAGUCUGCUACCGGAUCAUCAAGAAGAAACUCUACAACCCGCGCUACUCCAAGGUCAUCUUCAUCCUUCACUCACAGGGCGGCAUUGAAGGCAGUUUGAUCCUGGACUGGCUCCUACAGGAGUUGCCUCAGGACCUCCUCUCCAAGCUCGAGGUCUACACUUUUGGCAACGCCGCCAACCAUUUCAACAACCCGCAUCGCCACAUCAGCUCUCAGACCCUGGCCAAACGACACCCCUUCGCCGCGUCGAUCGACUCCAACCCGCUCGCCAGCGCGGAAGCGGUCUGUGCUCCGCCGCUCCGUCAACCGCAACCCAAGCCCAGGGCGAGACAGAGGUCUACUGCCGAGCCGUAUCCGUACCCCAACGGCACCAGCCACCCCUUGGCGCCCCUCACCACUACCAAUUGUAACCCUCCCGUAAAUGGAAUCAAAACCUCAACGACCACCCCGCACCCUUCCACGCUGUCGGACCGGGCGAUAGGCCACAUCGAGCACUACGCGCACACAACCGACUUCGUCGCCCUCUGGGGGGUGUUGCACUUUGCCACCGCCUCGCGUUCCUCCCCGACCAUCCCGCGCUUCAUCGGCCGCGUGUUUGCGCGAACCAGCGGCGGCGGGAGGGGCGGGCACCAGAUGGUGCAGCAUUAUCUGGAUGGCAUGUUCCCCCUGAAGCGGGACAAGACCACGGGGAUGCUGCUUAGAGGCGAGGGUGGCGUGCCGUUGGGGGCGUCAGAGGAGAAUGAGUUCAUGGAGAGCGAAGUCUCCAUCGGGGGUAAGGAGAAUGGCGAUAGGGAACCGGAGGGGGAGAGUGAGGAUGAGGGUGAAGAGGAGCAGGUGGAGGAAGCGGUCGAGAUCCAUGGGCUGAGUCCUGUCUUGGAGAAGAGGAGGAGCCUUAUCAAGGAGAGGAGGGAUGAGGAGGGGAUGAAGGUGAAGGUCAAGGAGUUGAGUCGGCUGUGGCAGUAUCGGAAUGGGCGGAGUCCGGAGGACACGCCGCCCGGACUGGUUAGGGGUAUGGAUGGCGUGGUGAGAAAUGCCACGAUGUGAGGGCCAUUGCGGCGGAAUAGGUGCUUACCUUAGGCGGUUUCAUGCAUGGCGCUGGUGUUCGGGUCUUUUAUGACUAGUGGAUAUUUUAUUUUGCAACCCAACCAGAUAUCUAAUCUAAGACUAGAUUAUCUUCUGAUCCAGGAG
Molecule: messenger RNA, 2010 nt
Organism: Chaetomium strumarium
Lineage: Eukaryota; Fungi; Ascomycota; Sordariomycetes; Sordariales; Chaetomiaceae
Exons: 3
Coding region: 154-1866 (570 amino acids)
Source: RefSeq, a predicted model, not a curated record